UACCAACCACCGCUGCUCUCGCCUCUGAAUCCUUAACGUGCCAUUUUAUUACUAAUGGGCAUAUCUGGAAAUCAAAAUGUCAUCGAUAUACGGGACAGUAUCAGGUUUCUGAGGAUGCCAGCGGUGGAUAUUCUUGCGGGUUUCUCCGGACCAGUGCUGAUUUUGGCCAGUGAAGCUUCCUUGUAGUGAAUCGGAUGAUUGGAGCAGCUGUGCGCUCGCGCUUAGAUUGCAGCUGUCAUUGAUAUUGCAUAGUGAACACAGGUAAAGAUGAUGUGCGAAGUGAUGCCCACGAUCAGCGAGGACACUGCGCUGAGCCAGCGGGGGUCCCAGAGCAGCGCCUCGGACCCUGACUCCCACUUCGAGCAGUUGAUGGUGAACAUGCUGGACGAGAGAGACCGUCUGUUGGACACCCUGAGAGAGACGCAAGAAAGCCUGGCCCUCGCCCAGGAGCACCUGCAGGACGUCAUCUAUGACCGGGACUCACUGCAGAGACAGCUCAGCUCCGCACUGCCACAGGAGUUUGCCGCCCUGACGAAAGAGCUGAAUGCCUGCAGAGAACAGCUGCUGGAGAAGGAGGAGGAGAUUUCAGAGCUGAAGGCCGAGAGGAACAACACCAGACUGCUGUUGGAGCAUUUGGAGUGUUUGGUUUCGAGGCAUGAACGUUCCCUACGCAUGACAGUGGUGAAACGACAGGCCCAGUCUCCUUCUGGCGUCUCCAGUGAGGUGGAGGUCCUCAAAGCUCUCAAGUCCCUCUUUGAGCACCACAAAGCACUGGAUGAGAAGGUACGAGAGAGAUUGCGGGUGUCACUAGAGCGGGUCUCUGCCUUGGAGGAGGAGUUGGCCGCAGCCAAUCAGGAGAUUGUGGCCUUAAGGGAGCAGAAUGCCCACAUUCAGAGGAAGGUGGCAUCAGGAGAUGGGGCAGAGGACUUGUUGGAGGGAACUGAUGCCCAGAAAGUCCACGGCAAGCGGUUGUCUAACGGGUCGAUGGACUCGGGGGACGAGGCCAGUCAGGUGGUGGAGCUGCAGGAGCUGCUGGAGAAGCAGAACUACGAGCUGGCUCAGAUGAAGGAGCGCAUGUCCUCCCUGUCCUCCCGCGUGUCCGAGGUGGAGCAAGAGCUGGAGACGGCCCGCAAAGACCUCAUCAAGAGCGAAGACGUGAACAACAGGUUCCAGAGAGAUAUUAAAGAGGCUAUGUGUCAGAAAGAAGACAUGGAGGAACGGAUCGUGACUCUUGAGAAGCGCUAUCUCAGUGCCCAGAGAGAGUCCACGUCGCUACAUGACAUCACUGACAAGCUGGAAAACGAACUAGCCAAUAAGGAGGCGUUCCUCAGACAGAUGGAAGAGAAGAACAGGCAGUUACAGGAGCGGCUGGAGUUGGCAGAACAGAAGCUCCAGCAGACCAUGAGGAAAGCUGAGACACUGCCUGAAGUCGAGGCUGAGCUAGCACAGAGGAUAGCAGCUCUCACCAAGGCGGAGGAGAGACACGGCAGUAUCGAGGAACGUAUGAGACAUUUAGAGGGACAGCUGGAGGAGAAGAACCAAGAACUGCUCAGGGCUCGACAGAGAGAGAAGAUGAACGAGGAACACAACAAGCGUCUGUCAGACACUGUGGACAGACUCUUGACCGAGUCCAACGAGCGAUUACAGCUCCACCUGAAAGAGAGGAUGUCCGCUCUUGAGGAGAAGAAUGUGCUAAUACAAGACUCUGAUAACUACAGGAAGCAGUUAGAAGACUCCAUUCAAGAAAAGUCUCACCUCUCGGAUGAGAUAGAGAAACUGAGAUCUGAGCUGGAUCAGUACCGGAUGAGGGCAGGAUCCCUUACAGAGCCCACACUGUCACGGUCCCAUCUGGAUGCUUCUGGAGAUCUGCGUUUCUCUCUGGGUUCUCUUGCCGAGACUCAGUCGGACCAUUAUCGCUCCACCAAGGUGAUCCGCAGACCCAGGAGAGGGCGCCUGGGGUUACGUACUGACGAACAGAAGGCUAAGUCUCUGGGAGAGCACGAAUGGCGCUCUCAGCAACUUGGCGUUCUGGGCGGCCACCCGUUUGAGAGCGACACGGAGAUGUCGGACAUUGAUGACGAUGACCGAGAGACCCUUUUCAGCUCGAUGGAUCUACUGUCUCCUGGAGGACAUUCAGAUGCUCAAACCCUUGCAAUGAUGCUGCAAGAACAACUGGAUGCCAUCAAUAAAGAGAUCCGGCUGAUCCAAGAAGAGAAGGAGUCGACAGAACUGAGGGCAGAGGAAAUAGAGAACCGCGUGGCCAGCGUGAGCCUGGAGGGUCUGAACCUGGCGCGGCUUCAUCAUCCCGGAGCCUCCAUGACUGCCUCGGCCACCGCAUCCUCCCUCGCCUCCUCCUCACCUCCCAGCGGACACUCCACCCCCAAACUCACCCCGCGCAGCCCGGCCCGCGACAUGGAGCGCAUGGGGGUCAUGACACUGCCUAGUGACUUGCGGAAGCACAGGAGAAAGAUCGCAGCAGUGGACGAGGACGGCAGAGAGGACAAGGCAACCAUCAAAUGCGAGACCUCGCCGCCUCCCACACCUCGCCAUGUCCGCAUGACCCACACGCUACCCGCUUCUUCACACAAUGACGCACGGCUGACGGCUGCUUUAGAGACGGAAGCCAGUGCUCUGAGCAGUGUAGCCAGCAGCCAGGACUCCCUUCACAAACAGCCGAAAAAGAAAGGCAUCAAGUCCUCCAUCGGACGACUGUUUGGGAAGAAAGAAAAGGCCAGACUGGGGCAGAUGGGGAAAGAGAUUAUGGGACCAGGACAAGGAAAUGUAUCCGAUCCUGAGCUUAUGGGUCAGGAUAUUGCGGUUGGAAAGCUGGGAACACAGGCAGAGAAAGAUCGCAGGCUUAAAAAGAACGGGCACGAGUUGUUGGAAGAAGCCAGAAGAAAAGGGUUACCUUUUGCUCAGUGGGACGGUCCUACAGUAGUCGCGUGGUUGGAGCUGUGGCUGGGGAUGCCAGCAUGGUACGUCGCAGCGUGUCGUGCCAACGUAAAAAGUGGGGCCAUCAUGUCUGCCCUGUCCGACACCGAGAUCCAGAGAGAGAUCGGCAUCAGCAACCCACUGCACCGCCUCAAACUGCGUCUGGCCAUCCAGGAGAUGGUCUCGCUCACCAGCCCCUCGGCUCCCCCUACGUCUAGAACCCCGUCGGGUAACGUGUGGGUAACCCACGAGGAAAUGGAGACCCUUGCCGCCCCCUCGAAAACGAAGUCCCAGUCAGAGGAGGGGAGCUGGUCACAGACGCUGGCAUACGGGGACAUGAAUCACGAGUGGAUCGGGAACGAGUGGCUACCCAGUCUCGGUCUACCUCAGUACCGCAGCUACUUCAUGGAGUGUUUGGUGGACGCGCGCAUGCUGGACCACCUCACCAAGAAGGACCUCAGAGUGCAUUUAAAAAUGGUGGACAGCUUUCACAGAACCAGUCUGCAGUACGGCAUUAUGUGUCUGAAGAAGCUGAACUACGACAGGAAGGAGCUGGAGAGACGAAGAGAGAGCAGCCAGCACGAGAUAAGAGACGUGCUGGUGUGGAGUAACGAACGGGCGAUUCGCUGGAUCCAGAGCAUCGGCCUCCGCGACUACGCCAACAUCCUGUUAGAGAGCGGCGUGCACGGGGCGCUCAUCGCACUCGACGACAAUUUCGACUACAGCAGCCUGGCCCUGCUGCUGCAGAUCCCCAACCAAAACACUCAGGCUAGACAAAUUCUGGAAAGAGAGUACAACAAUCUGCUGGCGCUGGGAACAGAGAGGCGAUUAGAUGAGUGCGACGAGAAAGACUUCAGAGGGCCGUCGUGGAGGAGGCAGUUUCCUCCGCGGGACGUCCACGGGAUCAGCAUGAUGCCCGGCUCAGCGGAGACCCUGCCCGCAGGCUUCCGCCUCACUGCCACCUCCGCACACUCACGCCGACUGCCACCAGAGGCCUUGUACGAGGCGAUGGACGACAGUCCUGACGACAUGUAUUUGGACUGGUUUCAAGGUCAGAUAUGACUUUCCCGACCCUCGUCCCUACAGUGUAGUGUACUCGUAUCCCCUUACGUGGUCUCAAUGUCUCCUGUCCUUUCUUAACCGUCAACCUGUGAAGUGUAUGUCAACAGUGAUUUGGAGCAGCAUCACGUCAGCCUUGGAACGGAGAGAAGUGGCGAAUCUCGUAAUAGCAAUAACGACAGCAAUAAAACAAAUAGCAAAAAAGUCUUCUUAAGGCUAAAAAAUAACGUAGUCGAUGAAAUUAUUUGCAGUGCGUGUAAAUCUUUGAAAGCCUUUCUUAUUAAAGUAUUUAAAUGGGUGCGCAUGAGAAGAGAAUAAUUCAGUUCACUCGUCACCGAGUUGACGAUAUUACGUAAGUUAGUCGACUUACUAAAUGACCUGUUGGACAUGUAACAAAUCGGCUCGCUUUUCUCUGACGGACACACCUUGAGCGCGGUAGCAGUGGGAAAACAUAGUGGGUGUGGUCGACCUGUCAUUUGGAUCCAGGGCGACCAAUAGAAAAGGGCCUUUCAUCCCGAUCGAUAGAUACCGCCCACCGAGGCUUCACUCGCAAGCAAAAGAUUUAGAACCGCAAAAUAGACAGAGAAAAGAGAGCGAAAUUUGUGUGAUGAAAAAGUGUUUGAAAUGCACAAAGAAAGAUCAAGGUUUUCAUAGGUUGGCAUGCACUGCAAAUAAAUUUGUCAUCAACUUGUUUAUUUCUGAACCUUAAGAAGACUUUUUUUUUGCAAUAAUGUUUAACAAUUGUUUUAAAUGCCAAAAAGAAUCAAUUUACCUCUCGAACACUUAAAUAAAAAGACUCAAAGGAAACUUCAUAAACCGUAAAACAAGGGCAGGGAAAAGGUUUAAAAAGGAACAGUGUUGAUUUUCUCUGAAGUUCCUACUUUUCAUGAAGAGAUUGAAAAAUGAGUGUAAAUAUUGGGUAGUUGUCGAAUUUGGAACACGUGUCAUCGCCAUCCUCGUGAAGAUCCUUUUGGGAAGCCGUCUUCAGCGUUCACUCUAAUCCGGCGGCAGCAUUCCAAGGUGGGUUCUUUUCAGCACAAUAUAUGGAGUAGCUCUUUUUUCCUUUCAUUCCUAGACGCCAAGGUCACGUCCUUUGCCGCGGUCCGUUAAUAGAGAGGGUGCAGGUGUGACGUCAGAACCCUGGAAGUGUAAUUUGACACCGGUUCCUAUUUCCCAAUUGGAUCGUGUUGUAAUGGGGUUUUUCAAUUUCUGAGAAUGUAGCCAUUGUAGCCUGUGGUAAAUUACAGACUCGCACCCCAAGCUGCCACACGUAGUGGAAAAAGUAACAUAACUCGUCCAAAAUUGUCACUAUUGGUGUCGCAGAUUAUAGAUUAUAAUGGGUAUAGAUUCGUGUCGCAGAGAUGUGACAUUUCUGGGGCAAGCUUUCCUCUGUAGUCGACCUCAAGGUUUUUGUAGGUGGGCACAACACGGAGCCGCGGACUCCCUUUGAAUCGUCACCGGCGAAUCACUUCCACCUCGACUGCCGAGCGACUUCAUCUUCAGCCUGGCGAGCUGCUGAGGAUCUGUUUGCGUGGCUAUCCUCCUCAGAGAGGCGAUGCAGAAGUGGAGGUGCGCCUGCGGUCAAAUGCACUGCCUUGUCAGAGAUGCUAAAUCAGAGUAAGGGAAGACGAUGCAAGAUAACGCAGCUCCUGCGUGAAUUGCCCUGGCCUCUCCCGUUCCACAGGGACAACCUGGUGAGAGUGGUUCUCUGGGCCUUGGCCAUGAGAUGUUAAAGUGAAGGUCAAAGGUUUGCAUUUGAGGCUGCCAGGGACUGUUUGUAAUGCAACAGCUGCGUCAGCGUGAUGGCUAACGGAAGGCGUUUGCGCUACGGAGAGGUGUACAGACGCGUUGCUCUCUUUGUUCUGUUGCAGUUUUGUGCGGGAAUGAGAGCGUGACCUUUGGUGUUGGCGUAAGGUGUGUGUUCUCUGAACGCUUUUGAUUGUGGAAUAGAGGAUGACACGGGAGUGGAUUUUCACUCCUGUCCCGUCCCACUCCCACAGAAAGAAAUCUUGUCCCGUCCCACUCCCAGACCAAAGUAAAAAAAAA
Pimephales promelas (fathead minnow) is the source of this 6036-nucleotide messenger RNA. Lineage: Eukaryota; Metazoa; Chordata; Actinopteri; Cypriniformes; Leuciscidae. The record is from RefSeq and is a predicted model, not a curated record.